AUGAUCGAGCGACAACUGUCACUGUGGGAAAAUGCUGAUGGUGUCAUCAGCGAGGACAAGAUGCUGCGGGAAUUGCAGUUUGCCAGGGCAGCAGAGUCUUCCAGUGCAAGGGACUGGGGUUGGCCAGCGAAGUCUUCUCAGACGGCAGGCGGCUGCAACAGCUUCCGGGCUAUAUGGGUGCGUGACAGCGAUCUCAACGUCUGUACGGAAGAUAACCGUUCUCUAGGGAUUGGUCAUGUCCGCUAUCCGACCAUGGGUACCGCGUCUGCGUCGGAAGCCCAGCCAUUAUACGUUAAUGCCCCAUUCGGAAUCUCACUGACCGUGAAUGGGAACGUCAUUAAUACCGAGGAGCUCCGCAGAUACCUCGAUGAGGAAGCUCACCGGCAUAUCAACUCCGAUUCCGACUCGGAGCUUCUGGACGCUGAUGGCAUCCGCCCCCUUUGCAUUGGGUCACGACCCUCAGCUACCAUAGCAGGCGUAUAUGAUUACUUCAUGGCGUCAGAGUCAGUUGUACUACAGCAACUUGGCUUUCGUGAUAUUGUGGAUAUAUUGCCAGGCCAGGCCGUCUUCUGUCCAAAAGGCGGCACUCCUAUCUUUCGCCAGGUUGCUACGCAGAGAGGUUAUACUCCUGACACGUUUGAAUACAUAUACGUUGCCCGACUAGAGAGUUGGAUUGAUGGUAUAUCCGUAUACCGCAGUCGGCAAAAGAUGGGAGAGAAGUUGGCCGAGAAGAUCAAAGGCGUCCUUGGAGAAAAGGGUGUCGAGGAGAUUGACGCGAUUAUUCCAGUUCCAGAGACGAGCAACGUCGCGGCAGCUGCUUUAGCUCAGAAAUUAGGGAAGCCGUACGUGACGGCCCUCGUCAAGAACCGCUACGUCCAUCGCACCUUUAUCCUGCCUGAUCAGGCUUCACGCCUAAAGAGUGUCCGCCGUAAAUUCUCUUUCGUCGAGUCAGAAUUCCAAGGCAAGAACCUGGUCAUCGUCGACGACAGCAUCGUCCGAGGCACAACGUCGCGACAGAUUACUGGAGUCAAGGUUGUGACGCUGACGUUCGAAGCUCUAAUUGCCUACAACAGGACGCAGCGAGAAAUCGCCGAUUACCUAGGCGCUGACGAAGUCGUCUUCCUAGACGUCGACGGCGAGAACGGAUUGAAGGCGGCGUGCAUUGAAGCCGCUCAGGGUGAGACUCCAAUCAAAGAUAUGGAAAUAGGCGUAUUUACGGGCGGAUACGUGACUGGGCUGCCAGAUGGAUAUCUCGAAAACCUGAGCGACCUUCGAAGUGGCCGCCGGCAGCAGAAGGUUGGCUUUGAAAGCCAAAAGGCUGGUGAGGACGAGGAGGGAAGGGUGGCUGCGAGGCCAGCACCUGCAGGCCUGCCAUGCUCGGGCGACGCUGCUACCCCCGACCACCGCGAGGAUAUCAAGCAUGUGGUUUGUGAAAGCCGAAGCUACCAGAGCCGUGACUAA
This is a messenger RNA of Metarhizium acridum CQMa 102, 1461 nucleotides long. The record is from RefSeq and is a predicted model, not a curated record. Lineage: Eukaryota; Fungi; Ascomycota; Sordariomycetes; Hypocreales; Clavicipitaceae.